Molecule: messenger RNA, 3324 nt
Organism: Symbiodinium sp. CCMP2592
Lineage: Eukaryota; Dinophyceae; Suessiales; Symbiodiniaceae
Source: the annotation of a GenBank genome assembly
AUGGAUCCGUCUUCGCCGUCCAUGCAGUCUCCGAGCAGCACUGGUGCACCCCGGCGGCGGGUUAGGCAGAAGAGAGCUGUGGCUGCGUCUCCAACCGCUGUGGCCGCUGUGGCUGCCACCGUCACCAGUGCACAUGUUACCAGCGAGGGUCGUGAGGCAUCUCCGUGCGGUGUUGCUGUGGUCCAAGAUAAGUGCGAGGAGGAGAACAGACUUGCCGCGGCGCGAGAGCGCGGUUUGUGGGAUCUGUUCCAAUGGCCUCGCCGCACGAUUCGGAAGUUUAUCCAGUACGUCAAAGAAUGCAAACAAGCAGGUGAUGACUUCCGAUUGACAAGGCAAAUAGCAGAUCGGAUCAGAUCAACACAGUCUGAUGACGCAACAGGAAGUACCGUGGCAGCAGGUCAGGUGCGUGACAAGUCGCCCCAAGGGCGAUCCGUUGAGGAGGAUGCUUUGCUAGGUUUGCACAAUCGUUUGAAUGCCACAACUAUGAGCAGUUCGUUUUCAGGAAUAGACACACCUGCCACGGCAUUCCUCAUGUUGCAGCAUGCGGUGGGAUGUGAGUUGGGUAUCAGCCCAGAUGAUAUUGAGAGGCCUCGGAAUUACUUCGCAAUCGAAUGGUUCGGCAAUUCCCAGCAAGAGCUACUCGUUCACCCACAUGCAGCUGAACAUGUCUUCGCAGAUAUCUCCAACUUUUGGAACCCCGCAGUCUUUGAAAAGUUGGAGCGCAUUCUCGCAGAGAACUUGGUUGACCAGGUGCUCUUGCCAUUGAUCCAGAAGGGCAAAGCCACACGCACCACGGCAUACUGCCUGAAGCAUGGGUUGCUACAGCAAGUACUCGGUGAACUGUACUUUGUGCAAGAGUGCAUCCUGAACCCAUGCCACUUCGGGUUUCCUGUGGUCAGGGAACGCAAAUGGGUUCUCUUGCGGCAUCGGUACAAAACCGGAGCGUUUUCGUCACCGAUGAACCUUUUCACUUCCAUGUUCGCUCAGGCAAAGCAGGAGUGCACCCGGACAGGCAUACCGGCAUGGGAUGUGUACUUUGCAGGCAAACCGGAGGACAUGUACCAGGAGCUGCUGUGGGCGUGCUCACGUCCGGAGUCUAAAGCCAAGACAACAAGUGGGUGCUGUAAGUUUCAGUCGCUGGCUGAAUUUUUGCAGGCGUACCACACUGAUUUCGAGUCGGUUAAAGAUGAGUUCCUUCGUUCUUUGACAGAGGCCGAAACACGCUUCCUGGUCGAUUACCGCGCUUUGGCACCUGGCAUGGCAUACUCACUCAAUCAGAACCCCGAGUCUUUUGCCAACAAGAGUAGCCCGGAGCAAUUGCAGACGCUGAUCCGCAAUGGUGGAAUCCUGUGGUCCGACUUUCACGGUCGGUUCCUGCUCGCAAAGGAAGCUCUGAUGGCGCAGGGGAUGCCUGUGUAUGCCGACAUGUUAACGCAGGGUGCUGGUAACGGCAUGCAUUCCAUGACAGCAGGUUUCACCUGCGAUGACGUUUCUGGGGAGUGGGGAGGGUCACGGAAGUCUGGUGAGUCAGAUGCCAAAGGGUCGGCAUCGUUGCUCGCAGCUUCGGAAGCUAUUUGGGGAAACAGGAGUUUGACGGAGCGAUUUGGCGAUGCUAGCGGUCGAGACCUCCAGAAUAUGCUUUUCCAGACAUAUCAAGUCCCUGAGUGUAACCAUGGCCUCAUGACGGUGGAUUGGUUCCUGGCCGACGGCACAUUCCUGCGGGACCUGAACAACAAGUUCCAUGGAGGUGGAAGCAUUUCAUUCAUUGAGCUGAUCUCAGGAGCCGCUCAGGUGGAUGAGGCGUGGCGAGCCUACGCCGAUAGGAUGAAAAUCACUUCCCGCAACGUGAGUUCGUAUCACGACGAGUUCACGAAGUGGUUGGAGCAAUCGGAGUUCAAGGAAAAGUACACCUCGAAUUCCUUCAAAGCGGCGCGUGCCCUGCGCAAAAAACUGGUCAACUGGGGGAUGCUGAAGUUUUUCGAGGAUUUCUUCUCGGCUUCGACAGACUUCCUCCACUCGGACCUGCAGUCAGGUCACGAACGCACGCUGCUAAACCUCAACCAGCUGACAACCUUCCUAGAGGGCAGCUUCAAAGGUCAGCAUGAGUCACUGCUUGCGAUAUCCCUGAUGGAGCUUUUCAAGAUGUGCGUUCCUUUGUUGCCUUCUUCGGUGACGGAUAGCAAGAGUCGCUUGUUGCCUUUCGUGUUCAAGGGCGGGACAAAUUCGCAAGCUUUGAAUCAGGCGAUGGAGCGUUUGGCAUGUCCAGUGGAGGGAGCUGUCUUCAUCGAGAAGCUUGUGAAGGCGAGUUGCAAAGCCGCAGCUGUUGCAGCAAGUGCCUCUGGCAAAAAACGCCCCAGAGCUCCAGAGCUGGAGGACAGUGCAACGGCACCCAAGAGAGCGCCCAAGGCUAAAGCAAAAGCCAAGGGCAAAGCAAAGGCUGCUGGCAAAGCCAAAGCUGCGAAGCAGGGUGUGUUGCAGGACGGUGAAACCUUGGAGACGUUGCAAGGUGACGUGCUGAUGGAAAUGCACGAGGGCUUCAGACCUCGUUUGUGGUUUGAUGACCUGUUGUCAGCCGUAAGUGCUUGCAAGGUUCCAGUUCCCAAGCAGGGUGAUUUCGAGUCGACGGAAGCCAGAUUGUUCAGCACCAUGCUGGGUUAUGGGUUGGAGCUCGCUUGCACCGGAAGCAUUUCCUUGAACAAGAAGACGCUCAACUGCUGGAGCAAGGCUCGGCCGGCACUGCAAGCGCUGAUGACAAAGUGCAGGAAGACAUCCAGCGGAUCGUUGUCAGCACCGGCGGCAGCGUCUUCGGCGACAACAUCAGUCGAGGACAUUGUUGACAGGCUCGCGCAGGAAGUGGAGAUGGCCGAGGAGGCAGCUACCCAACGAUUUCUCAGUGCCCUAGACACAGGCUCGACUCCACUUGCAGUUGCCAAGACGGUUCUGGCCGACAAAGACACGAUGUACACGGCUGAGAAGUUCUUCAACGAGAACAUUUCCAGGAAUCCGAACAAGCAUCCUGUGUACGGACAGCUAUGCUCGUCUUUUCGAAACACGCUGUGCACAUGCCGAUCGCCGACGGAUGGGUGGGAUGUCCAAGACAACGACUGCGACUUCCACGAUUCCACGUUCACCAUCCCGGACAUCGUUGCUGGACUCGCAAUGUUGAUCGAACAGGUUGAUUUGAUCCCCUGGGUUCUACCACUCUUGGGGAGCAGCUGCCUGUUGUCAGCGGCGGCAACUCCAGAUGGGCAGCAGGAUCGUGAGAUGUGUUUACCUGAGGUUUACCUGCCUACUGAUUGCGUUGCCGGCUGCAUGGUCAGCUAG